AUGGCAAGCCCAAUCUUCCAAUCAGGCCUCAGCCAGUCCAAGAUAUUGGAGCUAUCCAAGGACACCGGGGCUCUGAAGGAGGCCUUUGAGGAGGGGAGCCUGCCAGCAGUGGCCGCCAAGUUGCAGGCCACGCUUCAAUCGCUGGAGAACAUCAGGCUGGACAUCGGCAUAACCGGGGGAACAGGCUCAGGCAAGUCGACCUUUGUCAACGCCAUCCGGGGGCUGGGAGAUGAGGACCCGAACUCAGCCUGCACGGGCGUGGUAGAAAUGACCGUGGAUCCCACACCGUUCCCACACCCCAAGUACCCCAACAUCAUCAUCUGGGACCUGCCCGGCAUAGGCGCACCCACCUUCCAGGCUGACAAAUACCUCCAGCGGGUGCUGGUGGACCGUUACGACUUUUUCAUCAUCAUCACCUCCGAGAGCUUUACUGCCAACCAUGCCCGGCUGGCCCACAGGCUCCUACAGCAGGGCAAGGACUUCUACUUCAUCCGCUCCAAGGUGGACGUGGACGUGGCCGCCUCGCGCAGCCGCCGCCCCAGAACCUUCUCCGAGGAGAGCGUGAUCAGCCAGAUCCGGGACGACUGUUGGCAGCGGCUGCAAGCGGAGGGCCUGGAAGGCCCCAAGGUCUUCCUGCUCUCCUUGUUUGAGUUGGGCAAGUAUGACUUUGGCCUGCUGGAGGAGUCGGUGGUGAAUGAAGUAGAGAGCCACAAGCGGCAUGCACUCCUGAUGGCCCUGCCCAACCUCUCAAAGUCCAUCCUAGAGAAGAAGGCGGCCUCACUGCGGCAGCACAUCUGGUUGGAGGCCACGGUGGCCUGUGGCAUCAACCCAAGUCCUGUGCCGGGAGUACAGGAUGUGGCGUGCGACCUCUACCGGCUCAUCCAGUCCCUGGAAGGCUACCGCCGCAGCUUCGGCCUGGAGGAGGACUCCCUCAUGAAGCUGGCUGAGCAGACGGGCCAGCCCCUGCACAGAUUCCUAGAGGAAGUACACAUCCCGAAGACCAAGGUCACCAAGGAGCUGGUGGUGGACCUGCUGGGCCAGGCCUCCAGGGAUGCCUCUGCUUUCACCCAGGAGCUCCUCAACGUGCCUGUUCUGGGCGCCCUGGCCACCUGUGGCAUCUCCUUCGCCACCAUCUACCAGAUGCUCCGCCUGUUCCUGGACAUGGCGGUUGAGGAUGCCCAGAGCGUGCUGACGCAGACCUUCCUCAGCCACUCCAACCACAAGCUCUCAGAUAAUUCCAAUCAGUAGCCAAAGCCUCCAGCCCAGGCUGGCUGGAGGUGGAAGCGGAGGGCUGGGAGGAAACAGGCUCCGUGUCCCCAGGCUGGGCAUAUGGGGGAUGGGAAGAAAAUCAAGGUCUGCCUCUCCUGACCAGCCCGUGUGCUGUCUCACUUCUGCGCCGAGUCUUAUGCCCU
Molecule: messenger RNA, 1412 nt
Organism: Miniopterus natalensis
Lineage: Eukaryota; Metazoa; Chordata; Mammalia; Chiroptera; Miniopteridae
Product: interferon-inducible GTPase 5-like
Cellular component (GO): membrane
Molecular function (GO): GTP binding; GTPase activity
Source: RefSeq, a predicted model, not a curated record